Molecule: messenger RNA, 3521 nt
Organism: Bursaphelenchus xylophilus (pine wood nematode)
Lineage: Eukaryota; Metazoa; Nematoda; Chromadorea; Rhabditida; Aphelenchoididae
Source: the annotation of a GenBank genome assembly
AUGAAGCGGUCGAUUGAAGCGAUGUUUUUCCUCCCCUGGCUGUUGUUCUUGGGCGUUGCCGUGGGCGUUACCCCGCCCAUAACCCCGGUGAAUGAUGAGAUCAGCAGUAAAUGCGGAAAGUUCCUUUUGUCCAGUCAUCCCAUGUGAGUAUAGGUGUGAUUGUGGAAAUUUUAACAGUGAAAAGAAAAUUAUUUUCAGAAAAAAAUAGUUUUCCCUAAUUUUUAUGGGAACGAUAUGUGAUUUUUGCUUAAUUUUAAGUGUCACCGACAACAAGACCUGCCCGUCAAUGUCAGACUAUGGCGUUGUUUUGCCCCCGUUUUAUUCCACGGACGAAGUCGACUUCAAAUUUUAUAUUUCUUCCUUGUCAUCGAACAAUACGCAUUGUUACAGAGCGUAGGUAUUGAUUGCUCUGGGCUUUCUGACAUGAGGCACAUUUUUAGCUUCAUCCUCCACCUGGGCCCUGAAUGUAAAUUGGAAUAUCAAAACGAUGAAUCUGUCCAAAAUAGAUUGAAAUUUGAAAUAAAACAAAAGGACGGGAAAGUGAUGUUGCUUGAAGACGAUGACGUGAGAGUUUCCACAACCUGUAACGGAUCCGUGGUCGGUGACAACCAGCUCAAUAUCACGCUUGAAAGUGUGCCUCUUCCUGAUAACCAUGGGUGUCGAUUUGAAUGGGUAGGUAUUGUUACUGGGAAAAGGUGAUAAACUAAUUCGAGUGACGCUUACGACAAGUUUAGAGCUUUGCGAUUUUAGUCUUCAAAAAUAUUUAUAAGUAUGUCCGAAACCCAAAAAUAUUUUAAAACCUCGGUUCAUCCACAGUAGACAACAAUUUGAACAUAAGUAUUAUAGUUCAAAGUUGACAAAAAAUAUGGGCUUUUGAUUUUUUUACAGUUACCUCGAUUUGCUUUCCAUAAAAUUUUUAAACCUUUCAAUUCCAGGAUGGCAUUGUUGUGUUGAAGAGAUCCGUGAAUGAUUCCUUCUAUGAUGAUCCCAUGGCCGAGGAGGAUCGUGCAGUCCAAGAGAAGGACGUCAAGGAUUACGAGGAAUUCAAAGAUUUUACCCGGAACUUCCGCUGCACGCAUUGUUUUGUCAUCACCAUUGCCUUGGCUGUUUUGUUGUAAGUGGGGAGACUUACAACAAUUUUGCAGGUUGUCCCUAGAGAACUAAAAACUAUCUUACUAGGGAAGUGUACAAACGAACCCUCACCAAAUGGCAAGUGUUAUACACCAUUGGAAAGCCCUUGAAAAAUGGUGAAAGGUACCAUUUUCACUUUUUGCAGAAUGCCUUAGGGCAAAAAAUUAUAAACGGCUGAUUUGUCCCUUAAGUAGUUACAAUAUCUGCUGUAGGGCAAAAUAAAUCUUAUUUCAAAACGUUAAAUGAUACGUAUUGCUACUAGGUUGGCCUAAGAAUUAUUAUGAAGUUUGGCGCUUGCCAGUAAAACCAUUUUACAGGGUGACCCAAAAUAACGGAGACAAAUUUUUGAAGGGUCCCACCGCGAAAACCGGGGUUAGAGAAACAUAAGCGACAACGGGUAAUAUUCUAUAGCACCUCCUCUAUAAUCCACAAAAAUUUGGUGGAAUCAUCAUGACGCAGUAAAAAGUUACAGCUUAACAAAGAUGCCUUGCGCCGUUUUUUGGCCUUCAAGUUUGGUUCCCGUGUGUUGCGUAGAGCCUGGCUGUACUACAGCUGCAGAAAUGGCAAGUUCAUUUGUUUUGUUAGACUACUGUGUCCCUAGGAAAGCGGUUGCCUAGGUUUUUGGGCUACGGUUUCUAUUUUUACGGUGGUACCGAUCUCAACAUUGAAGAUCGCCAUUUUUUCCAAAAUUUUUCCAUAAAAAAUUCAGUUUUUUUCGAAUAAAGCUAAAACCACUAGUACGUGUUUUAUUCAUAAAUACAAUGAUUCUGAAAAAAUCUGUGAUUGCUUGCUGGUUGCAACAGCUUUUCUUUAACAAGUUUCUCGCCUAGAACUUCCCCAUGGCACGCGGCUUUGAGAAAGAUGGGUUAUCGAUAACAGAAUGACAAGAUGGAUCAAAACGGCGCAUUAUGCUCCUGUACACUUAUGAAUACGAAUCUUAAGAAUCAGCCUAGGGCAUUUUCGGCCUUUAUGUGUCACCGGCUCCACCGGUACGCCGCCUAAGGCAAAAAUAAGGCAGAAUUCUAGUGAUUACAAAAUAGCACUCCGUAGCAGUAACAAGAUGUUUCUCUUUUGCUUUUAUGGUGUUCCUUUAAUCAUGUUCUAGUAACUCGUACUACAUUUUGCCUUAUCUAACAUUUAAACUCCAUCUUACGCUUACAUUUUCAAAAAAGGCCGAUUUUUGCACUUCAACCGCCUGAAAAUACUCGGCUGUAACUUUUGAACCAUCGCUAGUUAAGCUUAGUAUGAUAGCUCAUUUUAAAGGUCUUAUUACGAUAAUUAAUCAAUGCACAUCUCAAACUAUUCCGAGUUUUCUUUUUUGAGGAAGGCAGCUUUCUUGUAAAAAGACCCCACGGGCAGAAGGGUCCGAGUCAACCGGAUAUAUUCAUGUCGUUCAAGACAGAAGAGCGUCGUACAACAAAACUAUCGGUAAAUAAAACUACCCUAACGUGGUACUGUAAUAUAAAUAAGGAGUCACUCAUGAAUCUUAAUAAGUGGCAGAAAAAACGGGAAAUCUUUUGUCUCCGUUAUUUUGGGUCACCCUGUACAUAUGAUAUUUACUGGUUUUAGAUACCCAUAACGUGAAAAAACACUUUUCACUUUUUUAAUCUUGAAAAACAUGUAAGUUUGAUGAUUAUAACCGUAAUCUACCGUUUUCUAGAAAAAUUAAAGCGUUUGUAAAAGUUUUACUCAAAUAUUUUCCUAACUGUAAAAACGCAAAACUUUUUUGCCCAAGCUGGGAAUCGAACCUAGCUUUGUUUGGCUUAUCAGCCUGCUCAGCAAGCACUACACUAUUGAAGCAGCCCUCUCCGAGGAUUUUUAUCAGCUCAAGAGAAAGAAAGAUUUUUGUUGCGAAAUGACCUAAAAAUAAUAUAAUUUACAGUGUGUCGUCUCGGAAAAGCAUUCUGCAAAAAGUGAAAAUGGUAUCUUGCACCAUUUUUCAAGGGCUUUCAAAUGGUGUAUAUCACUUUGGUGAGGCCAUUUGGUGAGGGUUCGUUUGUACACUUCCCUAGUUAGACCAAGUAAAGUUUUUGAGCUUUGUUUUUAAUUUUUUUAUUUUAGGUGCAUCUUCCUGGCCCUUUGUGUCUGCAGCUCCUGUCUUGUCUGCAAGUUGAAGGUUUGUCAAAAAUUGGGGUUUUUUUUAUUUACGAUGAUUUCCUAACAGUAAGUCUUUACACUUUUAGAAAGAUCUCCAAGGCCGUGAUUGGGUGGACAAGAGUUUCAAGAGAAAGGGCGACGCUAAGAGUAGGAAAAGUAAGAAAGGAAAGAGUAAGAAGAGCAAGAAGAGUGGCAAGGAGAGCAGCAAGAGAGCGGGAAGCCAGAAGGAGACUGCCAAGGACAGUGGAAUCCCUUCUUCUUCGACUGAUGGAAAGGAUUCUAAGAACGUCUGA